UUCAGCAAAGCCUGACUGUUAUGAUGAAGAAUGCUUAUUUAAUGUGCAACUGAGCAGAUGGUAUUAGAUAUGUCUUGGAGACAAUGUUCAUCUGUCCUUAUCGUGCAUUCGAGCGUUACAUUUGAAGAAGUCUGAAGCAGUCUUAAGGGACCUGUUGUUGUUUGGCCAACCCUCUUUCUCUCUCUCCAUCUCCAUCACUCUGUUUUUCUUUAUCACUUUCUCUCUCUGCUCUCCUGUUGUCCUUCAUCUCUUUCAAAAGUCACUUUCCCUCUAUAAAGCAUGUGGGCGUUCAAGGUCAUCGGUGUAAAAUGAAUGUGAUUUUCGAUUAAAGAGAGAGAGCAGAGAGGCUGUUGGGAGCUUGGUGACGUGAACAGAAACUGUUGCCUUCCAGAUUUUCACAGCAGCAAUCAGCAGCUCACACUUACCCUGCGUUGCGAUGCCUCUAUUGAGAGAUUUUCGGAAAAAAGAUGACAUCAAUGCCGUUUAUGAGCUGAAAGAAAAACUGGGAGAGGGCUCGUUCUCGGAGGUUCGAGUGGCUCAGCACAGAUGCACUCAGAAGCUUGUGGCUGUCAAGUGCAUCCGCAAGAGAGCGCUGAAGGGAAAGGAAUCCAUGCUGGAGAAUGAGAUUGCUGUAUUACGCAGAAUAAAUCAUGAAAAUAUCGUGUCUUUGGAGGAAACCUUUGAGACUCCUUCUAAACUGUAUUUGGUAAUGACACUGUUGACAGGAGGGGAGCUACUGGACAGGAUUCUGGAGAGAGGCAGUUACACAGAGAAAGAUGCCAGUCGUGUGAUCUAUCAGGUGCUGGAGGCGGUAAAGUAUCUACACCAGCUGGGCGUUGUGCAUCGCGAUCUAAAGCCAGAGAAUUUACUCUAUGAGACUCCACUGGAAGACUCCAAAAUUGUCAUUAGUGACUUUGGUCUGUCUAAAAUGGAAGAGGAGGGCGCUCUUUCCACGGCCUGUGGGACACCUGCCUAUGUCGCUCCUGAACUUCUACAGCAGAAAACAUACGGCAAAGAGGUGGAUAUAUGGGCCAUUGGGGUGAUUACAUUCAUUCUACUUUGUGGCUAUCCACCAUUCUACGAUGACAAUGACACACAACUCUACAAGCUGAUCAUAAAGGCGGAAUAUGAAUUUGAUUCACCAUACUGGGACGACAUCUCUGACUCCGCGAAAGACUUCAUAGUUCACUUACUCCAGAAGGAUCCAGCGAAGAGGUUCAAUUGUGACCAGGCCUUGCAGCAUCCUUGGAUAUCAGGAGGUGCGGCUCUAGACAAGAACAUCCAUGGCUCAGUGUCAGCACAGAUUCAGAAAAACUUUGCCAAGAGUCACUGGAAGAGAGCCUUUAAUGCCACCAUCAUCGUGCGUCAUUUAACAAAGAAAACCCACCCUGAGGAAGAUGAUGAAGGGAAUCACUCCGCAAGUAUAGGGACCAUCUGACAAUCUACCGGCAGUAAACCGAGGCUCUGUUAAAGGAAUAGCUCGCCAAACAUGAAAACUGUGUCAUUUACUCACGCUCAUGUUGUUCUAAACCCCUGUGACUUUCUUUCACGACCCUCAUUUUGUGAUCAAUGAAAGAAGCAGUGAACAGGUUCUGUGAAGAUCCAAAAAGCAAACAAAACAUUAUAAAAACAAUUCAUACAUCUGUAUUUGCAUAUUUAAAUUUGGCAUGUGCCAACUGGUUAUGAGACAUGUGAGAAACAAUAGCGUUUAGCAUUGCUUACAAUAAACUUUGUCAUGCACAUAUUUAACUACAUGCAAAAAUGAGUAUUCAGGUUUGAGAAUUGCAGUGGAGUUAAAGUUGGCAUGAAAUGGAAAUUAAUCUAUUUUCUAAAUGCAGCUCAAACAUAAGGCAAAUGAUUCAUCCAUGCAAAUGCUUUAUUUUUACAUUUUUGACUUUUUAAAUCAACAUGUCUCAAUUUUCUAUUGAAAUGACAUUUAAAAAAAAAAAUGACUUUUUCUGAUAACGUGUCCCAGACUUUUCCAAUCAUUUAAUCCACUUAAACCUGUUCUGUGCUACACUUUCUAAAGCUUUUUUCAGAGAUUGACAUCAGGGUUAUUGUUAACUAAAAUGAAAAAUAAAGCCAUUUAAAAAAAACACUGGAACACUUUAAACACCGGAAAAAAACAUUAACAUUUAAUUUCAGCUACAUUUCUCAUUUUUUCAAUUUAACAUGCAGUGCUAAAAUGACUAGAACUAAAAGUAAAUGCAAAAAAAAAAAACAUAAAAAUUAAUCAUAAAAAAAAGUUAAAAAAUAAGAGUUAAAACAGAAAAAUGAACAUUAUUGUUUAAUUCAAAAUAUUAACAAAAACUAUAACAGUAUGUCAGUGAUACUAAAAUACCACUGAUUGACAAUCCCUAUCAUUGUGUGCUUGAGAAAAGAGCAUUUUGCUAAACCACUUCUUUUGUGAAAGAAAAAUCACACAGGUUUGGAACAACAUUACCAUGACCAGUGUUGGGGAGUAACUAGUUACAUGUAACAGUGUUACAUAAAUGUCUAUUAAUGACAAAAUAAGGUAACAGUUUAUUUUAAGGUUUCCUUGUAAGAUGUUACAUGUACAUACUAUUACAAUAACAAAUAAUUAUGCAUAAUUACAUGCAAGUAACCCUAACCCAAACCCUAAACUUAACCCAAACCAAUGUUGCCAGGGUCGCGGUUUUCCGCACAAUUGGGCAAUUUUAAAAAUGAAGUCGCAGAAAAAAAUACAGAGCCGCAAGUUGUGGUUUUUGGACUACUUUCAUAAUGUUCCGUGGCCGCCCAAAGUAUAGACAAAUAAAAAUUAAAAUGGAUCCAUUGACUAAUGGCAACUUAAGAAUGGAGACGAUGUCACAUUACAACCUAUUAUGUGAGUUUCACCCAGAGCAUAGAUGUUUUGGUUUUUUUUACACAGCAGAAAUAAACAUGACAAUAGCCAGUCAAAGCAUGUCACUUGUAAGUCUGUGUGUUCUGCGUGUCUCUGUUUGAAAAGCAUAGUUUUGACUACUACACAUACUCUCACACAUGAAGCUCACUGUGAUUUUAGUGUUUACAUCGCACUUUAUGAACAUCAUCUCCAGAGCCCCUCCAAAAGAGCUUUUCACCGUAUCAUAAAAAAAAACCUCACGACAAACAUGAAGAAAUUUUAACAGAAACAUAUUACUAUGAUAAAUGUACUUCUCAAAAUGAUAGGCCAAUACUAUUACUAAUUACUGAAUAUCAAACACAGGCCUACAGUUAUGUCGUGCAUCAUCUUAUUUGACAAAAAUAAAAAUGCAAUGUUUUUGUUGUAAAUUAACUGUUAUGUAUUGUUUUAUAGAUUGAUUGAUAUAGAUUGAUUAAAUUGUUAAAGUUUUAUUUGCCAAUUUCAUUAGACAGACAGAUUACAUUAGGCAUUUGUAUUAAAUCAUGAAACACAAAAUAAAUAAAAAAUAUAACAGAAUUUAUGAAAAAAAAAAAAAAAAAAAAAAAAAAAGUUAAGUUUACAUGCAUUCUCAGAGCAUUUCCUUCCAUAAUAAUGGUAAAUGAAUAUUGUGAUAAAUAAUGAUAUGAUAUGGAAAAACAAUAUUGUCAUAAUAUUUCUGGUCAUAUCACCCAGCCCUAAUAUUCAUUUUUAUCAUGAAAAGUGCUGAAAAUUAAAAUGAAACAAAGGGUAAAAGCAAGAAAGGAAAUACAUAUAUAAAAUUCAGGUUAAUUAAUUUUAUAUGAUUAUAUAUAAUUCUACAUAUAAACAAGUCUUACUAAGAUUCAAAGCGUAGAAUAAAUAAAAUCUAAAUAUUUAUUUUAAAAGACAUCAAUGGACUUAACCAGCUGUCAGCUGUGAUUGGACAGGGCAAAAAUUGGGCUAGUUUUUAUUAAGUAAGUUUUGGGCUGGAAAUUUUUCUGGGACCUGGCAACCUUGACCUUAACCAUAUAGUAAGUACAUGUAUUAAAUAAUAUUACUCAGUACUUGAAUGUAUAAUUACACUGUAACAAGGACACCUUAAAAUAAAGUGUAACCCAAAACCAAUGUACCUGUAAUCUGUUACAGAAAAAAUGUGUAAUUAAAUUAGCUAUUUAUGAAAAUGUUAACAAUUACAAAGGGAGUUACAUCCGAAUGCUUCUUGUAUUAAUAUACUAUUUCUGGUUAUGAUUUUAAAUCUGUAUUUAAACUCAGAAUGAUGUCAAAGUAAAAUGAGAUGCUAAAGUCUGUUUUUGUCAAUUCAAGUGAUGAAGUCUGACAGUAAUCUAUGUUGAGUACUACUGUAAGGUUAACCUUGCCUGCUUUAGAUGUUUGAAAAUGACUGAACAGUCAGUUACACAUUUAGUAAUGUAACCUUCCCAACACAAUGACAUAACUUUCAUUUUGGGGUCUGACCGCAAAGAUCAACACAGUCUCUGAAACACACCUAUGUUUUAAAUGUGCCGCUGUCAGUGAGCCUUCUGCCAAAGCUACUGCUGCUACACUUCAGUGGGCCGCCACUGUAAAAAUACCCUCAGUGGAGAGCAGCUCCUUCACAACUCGUGUUUUCAUAAGUGUUCAACUCCCCGUCUACUUGUAUUUGACGCAUAACAGCAUGCCGCUAUUUGACAGAACGGAAUAUUUAGUCAUGUAGUACUGUCUGUCAGCUGUAAGUACUGUCACUUGACGCUGUAUCAGUGGCGCUACCAGAACAAAUACGCCGUAGAAUAGGAUAUUACAAUGGAUAAAUGGAGUAAAUAGUAAUUGCUGCCUUGUAUCUGUGCUCUCAUUACACCGCCGAAUAAAU
Molecule: messenger RNA, 4724 nt
Organism: Labeo rohita (rohu)
Lineage: Eukaryota; Metazoa; Chordata; Actinopteri; Cypriniformes; Cyprinidae
Gene: pnck
Product: pregnancy up-regulated nonubiquitous CaM kinase
Exons: 12
Coding region: 437-1438 (333 amino acids)
Biological process (GO): peptidyl-serine phosphorylation
Cellular component (GO): intracellular anatomical structure
Molecular function (GO): calmodulin binding; calcium/calmodulin-dependent protein kinase activity; ATP binding
Source: RefSeq, a predicted model, not a curated record